Messenger RNA from Pieris brassicae (large cabbage white), 1309 nucleotides. RefSeq names its product flavin reductase (NADPH). NCBI's taxonomy places the organism in Eukaryota, Metazoa, Arthropoda, Insecta, Lepidoptera, Pieridae. The record is from RefSeq and is a predicted model, not a curated record. The coding region runs from base 339 to 953 and encodes 204 amino acids. The transcript has 3 exons.
GCUGAUUUCAUGUAUAAAUAACCAGAAAACAUACGAUAGCUUAAACUUAGCAAAUUGAACCGAACGUAAUUGUUGUUCAAGAUACCUUACUAAUUGUCAAUAGAAGUGACUGUAAUUUAUUCUAACUUUAUUGAAUCUUUAUACAUAUCCAUUAUCCGCGCGCCAAUCAGUAUUACUCGGCGCAUUAAAGGCAUUAGACGUACGUUCAAUCAUUUCUGGGUUUGUCGACUAGAUAACCUAAGAUUAGAUAAUUUAUCAAAAUAAUCUAAGUACUCCUUAUAUCCUUUAUCAGAAUUUGUUGAUUGUGCUUUAAGUGUAGACAUAUAUUAGCAGCAGCCAUGAAAGUCGUAAUAUUUGGAUCCACCGGCAUGACCGGUGUUUGCGCAGUUGAAGCAGCUCUGAAAAAAGGGUAUGAAGUCCGAGCUUUCGUACGCGACCCGUCAAAGCUUCCCGAGGACUUGAGAUCAAAAGUGGAAGUUGUCAAAGGCGAUGUCUUGGAAGCUGACUCCGUAACUAACGCAAUUGAAGGCACAGAUGGUGUGGUCAUUGCCUUAGGCACCCGGGGUAUUCUAGACCCGACUUCAGAUAUGUCAGAGGGCACGAAAAAUAUCAUCGACGCUAUGAGAGCGAAACACGUGAAAGCAGUAUCUGCUUGCAUUUCCGCUUUCCUGUUUUAUGAAUCGGACAAAGUCCCGGAGAGAUUUAUUUCGAUCACAAAGGACCACAAGAGAAUGUACGAGGAGCUUAAGGGAUCUGGAUUAGACUGGAUCGCGGUCUUCUCGCCUCAUAUUUCUGAUGAUCCAAGCCGGGAUAUCAUCGUUGAAGUCAACCCCGAGAAGUCACCUGGACGCGCCGUCUCCAAACACGAUUUGGGAAGAUUUCUGAUAGACUCUUUAACCGAUUCCAAAUACUAUAAGACGGUUAUUGGUCUGUGUAAUGUACCCAAAGCAUAAAUACAUCUUUCUGUCGAGUAAGGCCAACGAAAGUUAUAUACAUGAAUCCGCUAUAUUGAAUUAGCAUUGUAUAACAAUUUUCAAUGGCCUUUUGAAGCAAGGUUAAAAUACCUCAGAUAUGAAAGACAAGUAUUAAGGAUUGUUUUAGUAUCUAUAAUUUACGAUAUGGUUAAAAGUCAUUUAAAAAGUUUCAAAGCUCCUUAAAACUUUUAUAUACAUUACAAAAUUUAGGCAAAAUUCUGAUUUAUUGUUAAAUUACAUGUAAAAAAUAAUUUAUAUACUUGUGACAUUUUCUUGUUUUAUUUAUACGCUUACUUGGUUGUUAAUGCAUUUAUUUCAAUAGACGAUGGUAAAUA